Molecule: messenger RNA, 911 nt
Organism: Adelges cooleyi (spruce gall adelgid)
Lineage: Eukaryota; Metazoa; Arthropoda; Insecta; Hemiptera; Adelgidae
Exons: 5
Coding region: 383-859 (158 amino acids)
Source: RefSeq, a predicted model, not a curated record
UAAUAUGGUUGAUACACUAACGAUUUAUUAUAAUAACAACAUAAUUAGUUAAAGUCCUAAAAACAUUUCUACUUUACGUGACCUUGCAAAAUUUAGCACGUCUAAGUCAAAACUAGUCAAACUAAGAGGUCAGAGAUUUUUUUUAUGAUUUUCCCGAUUAAAGAUUUCGUUGUAAUUAUUUAUAGUGUGCUUACAAAAUAACAAAAGCGUUCCACAAAUAUCGUAUUUUACGAUAGUAUUAUUAUUAUUGGCAUGUUGUCCUUCGAUAGUUCCCUAUAAAACCAGCCACUGUGCUGCAUUGGAAACAAUAUUAAAGUUGUAUUGUUAAUUCCAAUUGAAAUACACGGGUUACGCCUACUUUACAAGAACUUAAAAAGAAAAAAUGAAUGUGAAAGACAUAUUUGUUUUGUGUUUCGCAAUCAAUUACUUAGUAACUAAAAGUGUUGCGGACGAGACCGAAGAAGAAAGGCAACGAAAAAUCCAGCUUAGGGAUUAUAUUUUUACGUUAUCUACUGCUUUAGCCACCGGUCCUGUAGUGCGGUCAAAUAUAGAGCAACUCGAGGACGAGCUCAUGAAUAGCAUUUUUUCGUCCAUUUUACAUAUACAUGAUUUACCUGAUGAACCUAAUAGUACCAUUAAUCUGAAUAUGUUUCGCAACUAUGUGAAUGAUGCCGAUUUAAGUAAAACUAUAUUGAACAAUUUUUAUUUGGACGGCACACUUUCUGAUAUAACUAAAAGCAAAAUGACUCGUGAUGAAUUUAAGAAUCUCAUAAGAAGUGCAAGUGCAUUAUACGAGAUGACAGUAAAUGAAUUCACUGAACCAUUAAACGCUAAAUUUAAAGAACAUUUUAGAACGUAGUCAUAAUAAUAACUAUAAAUUAGCCUGCUUUUUUGUAAACUUUACAAAUGUU